GGGAGGGGUCCGGCCCCGUGCGGUCGCGGCGGAGCCGGCGCUGCGGCAGCAGCAGGCGCGGCGGGGCGGAAGUCCUUUGUUGCAGCAGCAGCGCUGCCAGCAGCACUACCAGCACUAGUACUAGCAGUGGGAGCAGCAGUAGGAGGAGGGGUAGCUCCCCUUCGGCCGCCGCCGCCGCCGCCUCGCCCCGCGGGGCUAUAAUUGAAGUACAAGAUGGCAAGAACCAGCCACAGCAACUAUGUCCUUCAGCAGCUAAACAACCAAAGAGAGUGGGGUUUUCUGUGUGACUGUUGUAUUGCUAUCGAUGAUAUUUAUUUUCAAGCACAUAAGGCAGUCCUUGCUGCAUGCAGCUCCUAUUUUAGGAUGUUUUUUAUGAACCACCAACACACUACAGCCCAGCUGAAUCUAAGCAACAUGAAGAUUAGCGCUGAAUGCUUUGAUCUUAUUUUACAGUUCAUGUAUUUAGGAAAAAUUAUGACAGCCCCUGCUAAUUUUGAGCAAUUUAAAGUGGCCAUGAACUAUUUACAGCUAUAUAAUGUACCUGAGUGUCUAGAAGAUAUACAGGAUACAGACUCAUCUAGUUUAAAGUGCUCAUCUUCUGCUUCUAGCACCCAGAAUAGUAAAAUGAUAUUUGGUGUGAGAAUGUAUGAAGACACGCUCACUAGAAAUGGCAGCGAAGCAAACAGGUGGGGCAUGGAGCCGCCAAGUUCAACAGUUAAUACAUCCCAUAACAAAGAGCCCGAUGAAGAAGCUUUGCAGCUAGGCAGUUUCCCUGAACAACUGUUUGAUGUCUGCAAAAAAAGCACCACCUCCAAAUUCUCUCACACAAAAGAGCGUGUGUCCCACUCGCGCCGUUUUGGAAGAAGCUUCACCUGCGACAGCUGUGGGUUUAGUUUUAGCUGUGAAAAGUUACUGGAUGAGCACGUGUUAACGUGCACUAACAGGCAUUCGUACCAAAGUGCCAGGUACUACGGUGCUGAAAAACUAGACUUUAAUGAAAAGGACUCUACUUCCAAAAUAAUCUCUAUGCAAACAGAAAAAUACAAAGGGGACUCGAGCCAAGCUGCUGACGAUUCUUCGUCUCCUGUGUCCAACGUUACAAGUAGGAAAAGCAGCACGGUUGCGUCAGAGACCUCAGGUGAAGAAGGAAGUAGAGCCUCUGAGAGGAAGAGGAUUAUUAUCAAGAUGGAACCAGAGGACAGUCCUGCAGAUGAGCUGAAAGAUUUUAAUAUUAUUAAAGUGACAGAUAAAGACUGCAAUGAGUCUUCUGACAACGAUGACCUAGAUGAUGAGCAGGAAGAGCCGCUUUACAGGUACUAUGUUGAGGAAGAGAUCAGAGAGAAAAGAAAUGCUCGGAAGACUUUAAAACCCCGUUUAUCCAUGGAUGACGAUGAGAGAAAGUGUUUACAGAGUCCACGGCACCUUAACAGGAAAGCUCCUUCAGUACAGGAAGACGUGGAGAACGCUCCCUGUGAACUUUGUGGGCUAACAAUCACCGAGGAAGAUUUGUCCUCUCAUUAUUUAUCCAAACACAUAGAAAAUAUAUGUGCCUGUGGCAAGUGUGGUCAAAUACUGGUCAAAGGCAAACAGUUACAAGAUCAUGCACAGACCUGUGGAGAACCCCAGGAUCUGACCAUGAAUGGUAUCAGAAAUUCCGAGGAAAAAAUGGACUUGGAAGAAAACCCUGAGGAGCAGUCAGAAAUAAGGGACAUGAUGUUUGCAGAGAUGCUAGAGGACUUCAGGGACAGUCAUUUCCAAAUGAACAGCCUUCAAAAAAAACAGUUAUAUAAGCAUUCUGCCUGUCCUUUCCGAUGUCCUAAUUGCAGUCAACGUUUUGAAACUGAAAACCUAGUGGUUGAACAUAUGUCAAACUGCCUAGAGCAAGAUCUGUUCAAGAAUUCCAUGAUGGAAGAGAAUGAGAGAGAUCACAGACGUAAGCAUUUCUGCAAUCUUUGUGGCAAAGGAUUUUAUCAGCGUUGUCACUUGAGGGAACACUAUACUGUUCAUACCAAGGAAAAACAGUUUGUUUGUCAGACAUGUGGGAAGCAGUUCUUAAGAGAGCGCCAGUUGCGGCUCCACAAUGAUAUGCACAAAGGAAUGGCCAGUAGUGAAAUAGGGACUUCUAAGCUUCUGAACAACUGAGAGAACCAGGUUUGAAGAAGACAUGAGGAAGAACUGGUCGGCAAAAGAUUUCAUAAAAACUCAGAACCACGUGUGCCAGAUCUGCAUUGGCACCACCUUUGCUUUUUUGACAUACUGCAGCAGUCGCAAAAGGCACCAAAGCAGUCAAAUUAGAACAUUCAGUAAAAGUUGUUUUGGACUCUUCUCUGUGUUACAAAAAUUACUUCCUUGUGACUAUUACUUACACCUGUCAAAAACAAAUUUGACGUCUCUUUCAUGGAGCAGACAGCCGAAAGAGACAGAUGCCAGGUAUUGAGGGCUGCACUGAAAUGAGCUUGCAGAAUUUGCUAUUCUUAUGCUGCAGCACUGCUUAUACGAAAUGUGGCUUAUUAGAAUUUCUGUCAAAAGCUGUUUAGACUUUUUAGCUUAAACAUUAAAAGUAUAUACUCACGAACUAAAACUUACGCAUUUUCAGACAGUUACAAUGCUAAACUAUCAAGUGUUAGAAGAGAGAAAAAAUGUUUUAGUCUGAACUACAAGGUCAAAAAAAACUUAAAAACUGAGCACAAAGGGCCCCUGAGGAAAGCCAGGAUGUUGAGAAAGAUCCAGCUGACCAGAUUCCCCUUGCUGCCAUGAUCAUCAUUUGCAAGCUGAAGAGGACCUUCCCUGGAGCUCAGUGCUUGUAUGUGGAGAGUAAAGAAAUGGUGCUCUGGUCUUAUUACGAGAAUGGUGAAAAAUUGUGACCAACAAGGAGAUGAGUAAACGUGAAAUAACCUUCACAGGGCACAGUGUGCACAAUGUUCUGGAUCUAAGCCUUGCAAAAGCUGGUUUGAAGAAGAAAAUCAGGCAUUCAUGUUCAGAUUUGAGUAUUGUAGGAACACUAAUAUUUCCAGCCAAAUUUAUGGAAGACAAACAAGCAAACAAAACAAAACAAGGCAGUAAAUGUUUCAAAUUAGGGCCAGAAUGGCUUAAAAAAUAUUAAUUUUUUUUUGCUCCUCCAAACGACAGUUUGAGACAUAAGCAGACUAAACAUGCUGAUCUAUAUUCUGCUGUAGUUAUGCAUCUUACUAAUUCUACUCAUGACUAUAAAAGGAUGUUUCAUUGUUCAGUACAACUGUUAUCUCAAUAAGUCUGUCUACAAUUUUAUUUAUAAUCAGCAUUAAUUUCAUUACUGUUGUUAUGAAGUGUGUACAAUAUUGUCUGUAUUGCAGCUUGUAUAGGGCAUAUGUCUGUGCUUGCUUUACUCUUUUUGAGUUUAUAAAGUUGCUAUACAAAUGCAAGAAAAGAUGUUCAGAUAUCUUUGAAUGUGGUUGCUUAAUCUGAUUAUGAAGCCCCAGACAUUUCAGCAUUUAGGUGUUUAAGUUAUCAGCAGUAUUAACAAAAAACAUCUUAAACAUAAACAGGAAUUUUAAAAGCCUUCAGUACAAUAGUGGAACGCUGACCCUUCUGUCCCAGUUGUGGUGCUAGAGCAAUGGGGAGGACAGUGAAUAUCUAGAACAUGCAAGAUAACAGUGGGGAGUCCUCAGGGAGAAGGCUCAGCACAGCUGGGAACUCUAACAGAAAAUCUGAUAUCCUUUCCAUAGAGAACAGGAAGCACCCUUGCAGUAGGACCACCACUAAGCAGAGGAGAGAAGGGAACUAUGUUUAUAACAUCAUCUAAAGAUAGGCCUGGAAGUAUUCAGACAAAUCUUGCUUUUUCUUUUUCCUUUUUUUUUUUUUUCUUCUUUUUUUAUCCUUAAGCAUAGGACAUCUAGAACAGGCUGUUACUGUUCUGUAACUUAGCAAUUAUUUGUAGCCUCUGUAGACUACCAGUGAAGACAUUCCAGGUUAGUUUUCAUCACCUUUAAAGCUUAAUCUGUGCUUUGAUACAGUAUCUUAAAUAAAAUGUUCUUACAAGUCUGCUUAUUAUUUUUAUUUAAUUCCAUCUUAUACCUAAGUUCAUAACAGUCGCAGCAACAGAGUGAAGUUCCAGUUACCAUCUGCUUCAUCUGCUCCUGCAUUUUGCCCAUUCACCUGAUAAGAGUGACAGUGUUGAAAACGGAGAUGAGUAAAAAUCAAUCACAGGAAUGAAAAAAUAUGUGCAAUCCAUAGCACUGCUGUAGUUGAAUUAUCACCAAAAUUCUUCACACUAAGCAUUUAAGUGAAUCAGAGAGAUUGAUCAAAUGAUAUCGACCUGUGAGUAUGAAGUAUUGGUCUUUCCUGUGUUUACAGUAUACCAUUUUCCUUGUUUAAGACAUCAUUUGUUCAGCUUUAUAGUUACAGCCAAUAAUUACAGUAUGUUUAAUGCCAUUCAUAGCUGUUCUACAUAAAAUUCUCUGUUUUCAUUUAUUAACCACCCCUAGAUACAGUAUUGUUUUAUUAUCUUCAAACAAGACCAAGCAGAUUUAGUCUUUAAGUGUACUAGAAGAUAACAUUAGAAUUCAAAAUAAUUUUGGCAAGGUGCAGAUAUGAUCUGAAAACAUAAGGUGUUAUUUAAUAGGAACAACUGCAAGUUGGAAUCAUUAGCAGUGUAAGUUAAGGAACAGCUGCUUAAUUUCCAUUGAGAAGAAUGUGUGUUAUUUUGGAUCAAAGUCCAAAAAUGACUCUGCAACAUUACGCUGUUGCAAGUAAAGGUGAAAAUUUUGAUGGAUAAACUGUAGCAUAAUCUGUUCCUUCAGAACUACUAGGGUGUGAGCUACCAAUGUCUCCAGUUUUGAUUAUGGCACUUGGAAAAAAAAAAAAAAAGAAAGAUACAGGUCACAUGCAGAGAAUGCAAGAGAAAGCAAUGUGAAUGUCUAGAAAACAUUGCCUUUGCGGAUAGAUCGAAUGAUUUUAGGUCUUACAGAAGAGAUGGCAGAGGGGAAAUAUGAUCUUCAUACCUAUAAAAACUGCUGGCAAAGAAAAAUGGAAUAAUGUUUUUUCAUAUCCACAAUUGAUAGGAAUAGAAAAUAAUUGGCAUAAAUUGCAAGAAAGGAGACUUUGGUUAGGCACAAGUAGACUAAGUGACCUGCUGAGGUCUUUUUCUGAUGUGAUUCUAUGAUUAAUUGCAAACUAGCUGCUUUAAAGUCCUUUAUUUGUUGCUCUCAGUAGGGCUGGCACUGUCUGUUAGAAACGGAGGUUGCAGUUAUAAAAAGUAGUCAAGAAAGGAAUGCCUAAGAUGCACAGCACACCAGUUUAUCUACUUAGCAUUAGUGAUACUAACCUCAGCUUUUAAUCAUGCCUCAGAAACUGUCAGAAGUAUAUGUAAAUAAGAUGCUCUAAAACCACUUAAUUACAAAAUCAUUAUUCCUUGAAACAUCACGAGUUAGUUUAAUCAGUGUUACCAAUGUUCUUGAUUUUAUUGAGUCUAAUCAAUCUGAUACAGUCUGCUUUUAGUUGUGAAAUGGUGUAAUCAGAUAGUUUAUUUCUUAAAUUAUAAAAUCAAACCAAACCAAACCACCACCACCACCAACAACAAAAUUCUAAAAAUUACAUGGAAAAUCCUUAAAGUGUAAUCAGAACAUAUGCUAAAGAUUAAAAAGCCAGAGGUGAAUAAAGUCACGUGUUUUUUAGGCUCAUAAUUUUAAACAAGUUUAUAAUUUUAGGAGAUCUGACUCAUGAUUUUUGAACUUCUGGUUUGGCAAUACUAAAUUACUGUGCCCUAUAUUCUGCUAUUCUGAAUAUUUCCAUAUUACUGAUCAUGCAUUUGUGUAAUUUGCAGAACACAUUAUAAUGACUUGCAGAUUCUUUUUUUUUUUUUCACACAAAAAAAGUAACAUUUAUUUAAGAAAAACACAUGUAUUAUUGCUGCCUUUCAAAACAAAUAGUGUCUGCAUGCAAAAGUGGAAGUAUCUGAAGACAAAUAACACAAAAAGUUAGAAAAAUAACCGAAAAAGUUACAAAGUUAAAACUACAGUUUUUAACUCAGCAGCAACUUGUCAGAAGAAUCUGUUGCCAUUUCAAACACUGGUAUUCUUGUCUGAAUUCCAAUUCCUGUAUAUAUAUUCACAAAUAGGAAUGAGAUGAAGAGUUUCAGCAAUGGAAGGGUAGUAAGAUAAUGCGUUAUUUGUUCUUGGAACAACUGUUGCUUAGAUUUUUCUGAACUGGGUAUUGUAAAAUAAUUCAUUUACCCUCACCAAUACCAUCUGAUUUAUGCUAUUUUUGGACAGUUUUGAUAAGGAAGUGGCUACUAAUCUCCAGAAUUUAAGGUCUAAGAUCUUCUUAUCAUCAGAUGACCUGAACUCCUGUAUAUGACAGGCCAUUACAUUUUAACUUUAUCAUCUCAGUGAACCAAGCAGCUGAUAUCUGAUUAAACAGUAACUAGUGUUCACUCCUAUUUCCAUACUACAUUGCUUUAUGACAUACGUUGGAAAAAAAAUAAUCAUACUUUUAUCAAGAUAAAGAUAUGGGCUGAGUGCUGAGUUCUGCUCCAGAUACUGAGCUCUUGCUUCACUGAAGAAAUCUAAAUAUCAUCUGCAGUUCUGGCGGGGUGGUGUAAUGGAGAAUGGCCUACAGCGUAUUGCAUAACUGCCAAACAGGAGACAUGGGAUCGAUCCUAAACACAAAUAAAUGCAUCAGAAAGAGCCCCGCAUGCUUCCAGAGGUGCCGACCCGCUGUUCUGGAAGUAUUAAAAUAUGUCUUACAGAUUCGGGAUGAGGGAAUACCAGCAAAUGUUUUCUUUAAAGGGAAAAUCAGACUUGUGCUAAAGUCCUCAGCGUAAAGCGUGCUCUCUAAUUUCUGAACCAGUCUGUUUGGCUCACCUGUAACAUGACUGCAUAUGAAGCAACAUAAAAGAAAAUCAUGUGGCUCUUCCCAUAUGAGAGGAUGACUGUAGAGAUGAGUUGGUGCACAAAUUGUGCUGCAAGUCUUAAGAGAACUGCUGACAAAAAGCAGGCGUGUAAUAGCUCUGCUGAGAAAAGAGAAUAAGUCUAAUGAGGCUUUAGAGGUUGUUCCCUCGAGUUAGACUGGACUUUCUCUAAGGACAUCUGUAGGAGAUGAGAGAUGACGGCAAGAAAAUCACGUCAAUUUUUGAUUGGGAACAAAAGUUUAAAAGAAGCUCAGACCUAUGUGUAUUGUUGUACAAGAAGAAAACAGUACCUGUGUGCUCAGCUGGAAAAGAAAUUCUUCUGCAAGAGGCUAAAUGAAAUAUUUGGUAGCCUGAGUCUACAGGCCUUUUGAUUUUUCCUGACAUUGUCCAUGAUUGUCCAUAAUUUACACCAUUAGCAUUAAAAUGGUAUGCUUAUGCAUUCCUUCCAGCUAUUUUCUCCAAAUUCAUGAUAGCAAAACUACAAUUAAAAAUUUUAAAUAAAUAGGACUGAAGGAGUACUAUUAGGGUAAGCAGUCAUCCCAAUCAGUGCAAACAGCUCUUUAGCGGGUUAUCAGCGCAUCUGGAUAUCUGCACAACUACACCAGGGCCAUAUUAGUUAUUAGACCAAGGCAACCAUCACCCCAAACAAGUUUUGUCUGGAGAAGCUGUGCAUAUUCUGUGCCUGGGCUGAUAAAACUCACAGCUAAAAGCUUUGGGCCAAAAUCAUGAAAUCUCCUUUCUGAAGCUGAUAGAACCUGUUUGAUUACAACUACAUCUAAAUGAGAUAUUGAAUUAAUUUUGAUAUAAAGACAUCAUUAUUAUGUGCUUAUUGUGUUGAUCAAGAUUUCUGUGUUAUUUCCUGGUCCAUUUGUUCUUUCCAUCUCUUUCUACAGAGGCCGGAAUCCUCUUUUUACUCUGAAAUAACAGUGUCUGAGUUUAUAUUGCAUCUACCAAAACAGGGUCCUCAUGCAUUCUCAUGCAUGUUCCUCCGAGACAAUCCUCACAAGGAUACAAAUAACAAAUUACAUCUAUUUUUCACCUGAAGCCGAAUCUAUCAGCCAACUCUCUUUGUAUUUCUCCAGCAUUUCUCUUUGCUCCGUAUGAUACAAUCAACUGAAUGAAGUAGCAGGGAAUUACAGGAAGAGAUAGUUCAGUGAUGAAUCAGUCACUGGUCUGACUACAAGAGAAAUCAACACCCUUCCCAUCAAAGAAAUAUGCACAUGAGAGGUACAGAGAACCUCCUGCUGGAGGUACGGAGGCUGACGCCUUCCAUUUUCCAUUCACUUCUGGAUUUCUCCAAGGUCAGAACCGCUGUAUUAAAAAGGACCGGGUUGUGUGGAAGAGCAAUAGUUACCUAAGUAUGUUCAUUAUUUACCAUCAGAAAUGGAAGCCCUUCCGUCCCCAAACUACAUACAUGCAUGCUACAUAAGAGGCAGAAUUUUCAUGUCAUGUAAAAACGCUUUCAAAAACAAACUAAUUGAAACAAGGAUGUUUCUGAGAGGGUGUAAUAACUGCAUGAGCAUAAGCCAUACUGGUAAAAGCUGUAACAUUUUCUAUGAGGGCUGCUAUAACAUAACGCUAAAGGCUGGGGACAACAUAAAUGAAAGAUGAUUUA
Messenger RNA from Cygnus atratus (black swan), 8501 nucleotides. RefSeq names its product zinc finger and BTB domain containing 1 (gene ZBTB1). The coding region runs from base 214 to 2142 and encodes 642 amino acids. NCBI's taxonomy places the organism in Eukaryota, Metazoa, Chordata, Aves, Anseriformes, Anatidae. The record is from RefSeq and is a predicted model, not a curated record. Gene Ontology annotation, molecular function: protein binding. Gene Ontology annotation, biological process: negative regulation of transcription by RNA polymerase II; regulation of cytokine production; regulation of immune system process. The transcript has 3 exons.